Molecule: messenger RNA, 2544 nt
Organism: Talaromyces amestolkiae
Lineage: Eukaryota; Fungi; Ascomycota; Eurotiomycetes; Eurotiales; Trichocomaceae
Exons: 10
Coding region: 1-2544 (847 amino acids)
Biological process (GO): carbohydrate transport; regulation of DNA-templated transcription; transmembrane transport
Cellular component (GO): membrane
Molecular function (GO): carbohydrate:proton symporter activity; DNA binding; zinc ion binding
Source: RefSeq, a predicted model, not a curated record
AUGCGCCUCUCAUCAUCUUGCUCAACUUGUCGCUCUCGCAAAAAGAAAUGCGUAGCUCUUGCUUCUGGAAAUAUUUGCGCGUUGUGCAUGGCCAAGACACUCCAGUGUGAUCUCAAGGCCCGGCGCAAGUCGGCCAGCUCUCGCCGCCAGCUUGCUCUGCAGAGUGCGGAACAAGAGGUGUCAACGGACAGGCAAACAGCCAACAAAUGUGAUAUAUUGCAACAUUCUGUAUGCGACGAGCUCAUUGAAUUGUAUUUUGACAUGAUCCAUAACAAACAACUCAUUCUAUUCCAUCGGCGCACUUUCCUAGAGCAAAGACGUUCUGGCUCACUCCCUACCUAUCUUCUGCUAGGUGCGUUGGCUGUGGUGGCACGAUUCUCCACAAAUCCAUACUUCAAUGGCAUAGAGCCAACUGCAAGAGCUCGGCCGCUGCUACAUCGCGCAUUGAAGAGUUUUAAUGACCGACAGAUUCCCAUCUCGGUGCAUAGUUUACAAGCAGCCAUCCUGCUAGCGUUCACCUGCUUUGUAGAGGGUGAAAGAGAUGAAGAAGCUUUAUUAAGUGCUCAAGCAGUACGCAUGGUCCAGCUCUUAGAUCUUCCACACAGAUCACCGGCUGGCACGGUUGAGCACGAGAUUGAGAUUAGGCUUUUCUGGCAUGCCCUAAUGAUGGACGUCUGGCACUCUGCUUGCGAGCGAUUACCUCGUCAACUGAUCGCAAAGCCAACUAUACCCCUUCCACUGGAAGAAGAACAGUUUGAAAAUAUGAGCCCCACCGAAGAACGUCAGGUAGUUGGAAUUUUGAUGGAUACUGAUCGAAAUUCUGGCAUUAUGACCAAUGUUACCCGACUCAGCGAGACUUAUGCGGAAAUAAUGCAACUUAAUGAUAUGCUCGUCCACGACCCGUCAUUUGAUUUUCUUCGGGAUCACAAAGUCAUCCAUCUCACUUAUCAGCUCGACGAAUGGCUGAGGACACUUCCAAAGCAUUUGCACAACACGCCAGAAAAUUUGCAAGCAUUUGCAGCACGAAAUCCCGCUGUUCUUGUAGGGCGAAUUACUAUGGGCUACGGCGGUGACUUGAAUGGUCUUGUGCUAGGGUACUAUGUGACCGAGGUCGCCCCAAAAAGUGUCCGAGGAAGAAGCUUAAUCCUGGUGCAACAAUUUGCUAGCACAUUUAUAGCGAUUGCAGGAUACUGGAUUGCGUAUGCCAUUUCCUAUCUACCACAGAACAAAUCGUACAGCUGGAAGGUAGCUCAGUCUUUACAAUUUGCGCCGGCUUUGGUUUUUUUUAUACUCGUCUUCCGACUGCCAGAAUCUCCUAGAUGGCUGGCUGGGAAGUACUUAAAUGACGACGUACCGCUCCUGAAUAGUUUGUCCUACAUUCGGAGUCGGCCCAUGGACCAUCCAGAGGUCUUGAACGAAGCGAAAGAAAUCCGAGAUUACCAGAUUUGGGCUAGUGAGAACGAGUCUACAAGCAUUCUCAAUAUUUUUAAGGAAAAGCGACUUGCUCGACGAAUCGGUUACGCAAUGGUGCCACUGCUUCAGCAACAGCUGUGUGGAGUUGGCGUUCUCACUAUAUAUGCCGCAGUCAUUUACGAGCAGCUGGGACUUUCAACUCAACAUCACGCGUUGCUACUCAACGCUUGUACGCAGAUUCUAUAUGCCGGCGCUGCCUUAGGUUCUUCUUAUUUUGUUGAGAGGCUUGGUAGACGUACUUGCAUUCUGUCUGCAUCUAUGAUCCAAACUCUUGGACUCGUGUGUAUCAGCGGUUUGGCUUUAGGUACUGCAGGUAGUAACAGCACCAACACCGUCGCGAAUGGCUUCAUAGCUACCUUUAUUAUUCUGAACAAUAUGAUUUACUGGCUCUUAGGCACAGGACCAGCUGUCGUCUAUGUCAAUGAAAUUAUGCCAACUCAGUGCCGUGAGCUCGGAGUUGGAAUUGCUAAUAGCAUCCCCAUUGGAGUCGCUGUUGCUCUUGGGCAACAAUGGCCAAAUGCCACUGCAGCGAUCGGUGCUAAGUCGUAUCUUAUUCUUUUGGGGACUUGUGCAUUCGGUACUAUUCUUGUAUAUUUCUUUGUUAAGGAACCAAAAGGACUGUCUAUUGAACGCAUUGAUGCGCUUUUUGGAGAGAACGACCACGUUGAUGAAAUUCAACAAAUGCAGCAGGCCAUUAAAGCGGAUCACGACUUGGAAGUGACUGGGAAGCGAGAGGCUCACAAUCAUGUCAAGAGGGAUGAGGAUGCUUGUGUCCAGGAGAUGCUUGUCUGGGAUUGGGCGCGACAGUUGGAGGCCUUUGCACCUGGGUUUCUAGACUUGAAAGCGCAGGGCCGGGAGGCCAAUUUUGAUCUAGCAAAUCUAGGGAAUCCUGAACCGGAGACCGAGGUUAAGCCGGUGGGGAAAUUACGUACGAUUGAGCAAGAGGUCGGCAUGAUCUACGAGCCAGAACAACCGAUAGCAAUGACUAGCAUUAAUACGAACAGUGUUUCGGAGGAUGAGCGAGUCGGCGGGGACGCGCAACUCGAUUGCGCGGAGACUGCGAACGUAUAG